Molecule: messenger RNA, 1826 nt
Organism: Cucurbita pepo subsp. pepo (vegetable marrow)
Lineage: Eukaryota; Viridiplantae; Streptophyta; Magnoliopsida; Cucurbitales; Cucurbitaceae
Product: putative E3 ubiquitin-protein ligase XBAT31
Molecular function (GO): protein binding
Source: RefSeq, a predicted model, not a curated record
CCAGAAGGGGUCAAAUUCCGCGAUCGAUAGUCAUAAAUUUCACACAAAAGGGUCAAGCCAAGCAGUCGAAGAAGGCCCACUCCCCACGAUUUUCUUCCGAAGAAAUUUCCCUUUCACAAUCAGCGUUUAGAAGCAGCAGCAACAACGCCCAAUCCACCAGCAAAACGACUCCGGCAAACCACCACACGUGGUGGCGCGUGAAUCAGUUGCUGGGCACAUCUCCAUGUGCUGACGGCUGAAUCCGGCCGGGAGGUGAUGGGUCAGGGCCCGAGCUGCGGCGAACGCUUUGAAAAUGGCCUGUUCCGAGCUGUGCAGAAUGGGGAUUUGGAGCUCGUUGAUGCUAUGGUAAGGACCGAUCCAACUGUCUUGGAACAGACCACUCCUCGUAUGAAGAUGUCUGCUCUGCACAUCGCAGCUGCUUAUGGUCAGAUCGAGAUUCUUUCUAUGCUCUUAGAACGGAGUGUGAAUCCUGAUGUGUUGAAUUGCAAUAAACAGAUUCUGAUGUUUGAUUCUCUAAACCGACGAACCUGUUUGCAUUAUGCUGCUUAUUAUGGCCACUCAGAUUGCUUAGAAGCUAUAAUUUCUGCUGCUCAUUCAGAUCCAGUAGCAGCCACUUGGGGAUUUCUCAGAUACGUGAACAUUCGAGAUGGAGGUGGUGCUACGCCAUUGCAUAUAGCUGCACGACGUAGACAGCCACGGUGCGCUCAGAUCCUUUUGGCGAAUGGAGCUCUUGUUUGUGCUUUAACUUGUGGUUAUGGCUAUCCGGGGAGUUCGCCUCUUCAUCUGGCUGCUCGGAGUGGUUCUUUAGAAUGUGUUCGGGAAUUGCUCGCGGGAGGAGCAGAAAGAUUACAAGUGGAUGCAGCUGGGAGAAUACCCUACACGGUCGCUAUGAAGCGCAAGAAUCGGGCAUGCGCCGCCUUGCUGAAUCCUUCAGCAGCAGAACCUCUUGUUUGGCCAUCAAAACUGAAGUUCAUCAAUGAGCUAAAUCAAGAAGCAAAAGCUCUGUUAGAGAGGGCCUUGGUGGAAGCAAACAUGGAGAGAGAGAAGGCCAUAUUGCAGCAGAUUUCCUGCUCACCUCCAUCUCCUUUACAAUCUGAUGUUGAGUUGGAUGACGCAGAAUCCGAGGGUUGCAAUGUCGAGUUAUGCUGCAUAUGCUUUGAACAUGUCUGCACUUUAGAGGUCCAUCCUUGUGGUCAUCAAAUGUGUGCGCCUUGCACGCUAGCGUUAUGCUGUUACAAGAAGCCAAAUAUCUCGAGCAAUAGUCCUACUGCCCCGCUUUGCCCUUUUUGUCGAGGCAGCAUUACGCAACUACUCGUGGCAAAGAUCAAGAUGACUGAUAAUGCAGAGUCUGAGAUUAGUUCAUCGAAACAAAGACGAUCGAAGAAGUCGAAUUUCAGUGAGGGGAGCAGUAGCUUCAAGAGCUUAUCUGCUUUGGGGUCAUUAGGGAAGAUUGGCGGCCAAAGUACAGGAAGGUUUCCGGUUGAAUGUGACGAGGAGGUCGAUAAGAGUUUCUAAGUUGGCAUCUUCAGCUCGGGAUCUUGUUCGGGCUAAGCUGAUUAUCGAGUUGAUACAAGAAUCUUGGAUAUGGAAGAACAGCAAUGGUUAUGUUCACUAUAUCUACAAAAAUCUACUUGAAUGCCUGUGAAGCACGGGACGCUUCGUAGGUGAUCGAAUCUGUCGUCAUCGUUUUCUUCGUAGGUCAUGAAUGCUUGUCUGAGUACUUAUGUUCUUGAGUUCUAAUAAGGCUUUGCUCAUUGAUUCAGUCAUAGCCACUUUUGGAAGGUUUAAUCUGAUCAUUUUUCCCUAUUCAUAUAGAAAGGCAUUAA